Messenger RNA from Brassica napus (rape), 1450 nucleotides. RefSeq lists its product as uncharacterized. NCBI's taxonomy places the organism in Eukaryota, Viridiplantae, Streptophyta, Magnoliopsida, Brassicales, Brassicaceae. The transcript has a single exon. The coding region runs from base 560 to 1429 and encodes 289 amino acids. The record is from RefSeq and is a predicted model, not a curated record.
GUGUGUAACCCUAACAAAAACGUCUAAACGGAUGUGUCUUAGCUUGUAUCACACAAUUAUAUAUCUUGAAUAUUACUAAAUGGCUACACACACCAAGAAAAAGAAAGAUAAAGCCACACAAGAGGCAUACAUACUAUAUCACGUCUCGUUGGCUCGUUGCAAAUGGAUGUCGCAUCGGGAGUGAGACCUAAGGGGAAGCAAAUUAAAUACAAGGCCAUUUUAAGUUCGUUACCAACAAAAAGAAGUCAUGAGGGGAAGACUUGGAGAACUACUGUGUUUAGUUUAUUUUCGCAUUACAACAUUUUAAUUUAGAGAUUGCAGAAUUGACACGUUUGACAUCUCUAACUUUUAUCCACUAGCUGCACGUACGCAAACAAAAUAAGUACAAAGGAUGUCACCUAACUUGUCCCAUGGCCUUAUUCAAUCCCAUCCGUCCAUCUUCCUUUUCUUUAGAUCCAACGGUAUUUUAUAAAACAAUAGCCUAAGCUUCCCAUGAACCCCAUGCACCUAUAUAUAACAUCAAAAGUCUAUACAUGGAGAGAAACACACAAAUAGGAAAAUGGCUUCGCCAAUGAGUACGAUUAAGGUGGCGGUUGUCUCAACCGUAAUCACCGCUAUGUCUCUGUUUGUAAUGUCUUGUGUUCCUACCGCACUAGAUCUCUCCUCAUCUCGGUUCCCAAUCCUUUGGAGUUCAUUUCUCUCGUGGCUGAAACCACCUUACCUCUUCGUCAUCAUCAAUGUUAUAAUCAUUACAACGAUUGUAACUUCUUCCAAGUACUUCCAGAGCACCGGUGUCAACCAAGAUUGUGAGGUGAAGGACGUUGAUAUGGAUGGUCAUUUCGUGGCCAUAUUUCCACCGCCGAUCGUCGUCACGGAUGUGGAUAGAUCGGAGGUUGUAUGUGAAGAGAAGGAGGAGGAGGAGAUUACAGGACUUAACAACGGUGGAGAUGAGCUUGUGAUGUUGACAUGGAAGUUGAAUAAAGUGCCUACGACGAUAACGGACGAGUCAGAAACUAAGAAGGCGCUGGUUUCGGCAAGAUUCAGCCACCGUAAACCGGUCAAAGUGACUUCAAAAGGUAACAACAGGAAGAAGGCGUCUAGGGUGGUGAAACCAAAGUGGCACGAGAACACGUGGAAGAUGAUGGUAACGGAGGAACUUGAGUCAACGCCGUUGACUCAUCAUUCCUGGAGCCCUGAGACGCUCAGACUUGGCGCCGGGGAGUCACAACCUGUCUUGAGGGAAUCGGAGACUUUCAGGGACAUUACUAAUAAUUAUCCAAUAUCUCCCACGGUGACGGAGAUGUCGCCGAGUCUGGAGGAGCUGAAUCAAAAAUUCGAAGCUUUUAUAAAGAAAGGUAAGGAGGAGAUGCUGGAUUCCCUGAGAUUAGACAAAGAUGUGGAUUCACAAGCCAGGCUUAUUAGCUUUUGAAUCUCGUAUACACAGCAAAAA